This is a messenger RNA of Betta splendens (Siamese fighting fish), 3323 nucleotides long. RefSeq names its product broad substrate specificity ATP-binding cassette transporter ABCG2-like. Bases 1016 to 2959 code for a protein of 647 amino acids. The transcript has 19 exons. Gene Ontology annotation, molecular function: ABC-type transporter activity; ATP hydrolysis activity; ATP binding. The record is from RefSeq and is a predicted model, not a curated record. NCBI's taxonomy places the organism in Eukaryota, Metazoa, Chordata, Actinopteri, Anabantiformes, Osphronemidae. Gene Ontology annotation, cellular component: plasma membrane.
UUUCUAAGGGAAUAAAAAUAUAAGGAAUAGGUUAAAAAUAAUGAAUGUUGUCUAUUUUACUGACCUGCUUGUUUAUUGUGAUGCUGUUCAGUUUAAUUCCCUCACACACGGUCACCAACCAACAACCAGCUGCAAACAAUCGCAGCCCAAUCAUGUGCACCUCAGCCUCCGUCCGCUGCUGUUGCGUUUCACGCUGCAGGAGUUUGCUUCCGUUUUAUGGUGUCGCUCUUGUGUAACGCUUUGACUCAGGGAGUGGACAGAGUGUUGGUAAGAACCGGGCCGCUGCUUUUACACCACGGCCUUUAGGAGGAAAUGUGCUUUAACCUGUGAUUUCUGUCACACUGACCACAAGCUGUAAAGAAUACAGUUGUGUGGCUGUAGACACUCACUCAGUGUGCGCUGUUUCUUCAGAGGAACCGGAGGAAACCAUCUACACUCCACUGUAUCUGACGCCACAGUGGCUGCUCUUUGCAGAGUAUAUUGAUAUGUGGUUGAAACUUAAGUGUGUUUUUUUGGGGCACUUCCUGUUUUAAGAUUCACGGGGGGAGACACUGAACUGUUUGUGGGGUUUCUCUGCCUCGACCGGAGGACAUCACUACAAAACCAGAUAAACUGAACAAGCAAGUGGUAGAUGAGGGGAAUUUGUGGAGCUCGUCCUGAAGCUGCAGGUCCUGAGAGCGAGGGCCAUUCUUACUAUUAAGCAGCGUUUGCACUGACGUAAUAAAGCUUCAGCUGCUCACAGGGAAGUGAGAGGGAGUGAGUGAGUCACACUGUCCAGGCUCGUCCUCCUGCUCGGACCGUGACUUGGCUGUAAACCGCUCUGACUCUCCUGCUCAGAGUCCUCCCUGCUUCAUGUCUGUCAGCAGCUCCUCUCACUCGGAUCGUGCGGCUACUGCAGAUUUACCUUCAGAUCAGAGCAGGUGUUGAGCAUCCAGCUCACACAUCAGUACAACUUGCGGGUUCUAAUCUUGGACGUUCCUGUGUUGGAAGCGUCGAGGGCCAAAGCGUUUGGAGGAUGUCGGAGAAGCGGGUGAAGACGGACUCUGGGCCGAACGGAGCCUCAUCACAGCAGUCUGCAGGUGUGGGGAACCAGCAUGGAGCCACUGUCAGCUUCCACAACAUCCACUACAAGGUGAAGCAGGGAAGAAGCUUGUUUUGUCUGAAGAAAACUACGACCAAGGACAUCCUCAUCGACCUCAAUGGGAUCAUGAAACCGGGUCUCAAUGCAAUUAUGGGAGCAACUGGAAGUGGGAAGUCAUCGUUCUUGGAUGUUCUGGCAGCCAGGAAGGACCCGGCAGGCCUGUCAGGAGAGGUUCUGAUCGACGGAGCUCCGCAGCCUCCAAACUUCAAGUGUCUGUCUGGAUACGUGGUGCAGGACGACGUGGUGAUGGGGACUCUGACCGUCAGAGAGAACUUCAGCUUCUCGGCGGCGCUUCGUCUCCCAUCAAGCAUCUCCCAGCGAGAUAAGGAGCAGAAGGUCAACAAACUGAUCCAGGAGCUGGGCCUGAGCCGAGUGGCCGACUCCAGGGUCGGCACCCAGCUGAUUCGAGGCGUCUCUGGAGGCGAAAGGAAGAGGACGAACAUCGGCAUGGAGCUGAUCAUCGACCCGCCCGUCCUCUUCCUGGACGAACCCACCACCGGCCUCGACGCCAGCACCGCCAACUCUGUGCUGCUGCUGCUCAAGAGAAUGGCAAGAAACGGUCGCACCAUCAUCCUGUCCAUCCACCAGCCUCGAUACUCCAUCUACCGCCUGUUCGACAGCCUCACUCUGCUCGUCCAAGGGAAACAGGUUUACCACGGCCCGGCACCGUCCGCUCUGGACUACUUCUCAGACAUCGGAUACACCUGUGAGCCCCACAACAACCCUGCAGACUUCUUCCUGGAUGUCAUUAACGGAGACUCGACUGCGGUUGCUCUCGGCAAAAUGGACAGUGAAGAGCUGGAUCCAGAGUCUGACUCCAUAUCCAUGUCGAGACGAGGGAUUGAGGACAAACUGGUGGAGGAGUACAGAAACUGCCACUACUAUAAACAGACCAAAGCAGAGCUGGAGAGGAUCAUCGAGGGGAAGCAGAUGAGCAGCACUGCUCCGUCCAGAACCAUCACCUACAACACCAACUUCCUGACUCAGUUCAGAUGGGUCCUGAAGAGAACGUUCAAAAACAUCCUGCUCAAUCCUCAGACCUCCGUAGCUCAGGUUUCGGUGACCUUGUUCCUGGCUCUGGUCGUAGGAGCCAUCUUCUUUGGCGUGAAGAACGAUCAAAGUGGAAUUCAAAACCGGUUUGGAGCUUUGUUCUUCAUCAUCGUGAACCAGUGUUUCGGAUCCCUGUCAUCUGCUGAACUCUUCAUCUCGGAGAGGAAGAUCUUCACCCACGAGUACAUCAGCGGCUACUACAGGCUGUCGGUCUACUUCCUGUCGAAGGUCCUGUCUGACAUCCUGACUCUGAGGACCAUCCCCCCCAUCGUCUUCAGCUGCGUGGCGUACUUCAUGAUUGGUUUGAAGCCCACAGCCGAGGCCUUCUUCCUCUUCACCUUCACGGUCAUUCUGGCGGCCUACACGGCCACCGCCAUGGCUCUGGCCAUCUCAGCCGACCAGACAGUGGUGGCCAUCGCCAACAUCUUCAUGACCAUCGCCUGCGUCUUCAUGAUGAUCUUUGCAGGGUUGCUGGUGAACCUUCCCUCCAUUGUGAGCUGGUUGGCCUGGUUAAAAUACCUGAGUAUACCACGAUACGGCCUGACCGCUCUGGAAAUCAACGAGUUCCGUGGCCUGAAAUUCUGUGAAGGGAUGAAUGGCAUCAAUGCAACUGGAAUCAUUUGCACGGGGGAGCAGUUCCUGACCAACCAGGGUGUGGACUACUCCACGUGGAGCCUGUGGCAGAACCACUUGGCUCUGAUCAUCAUGACCAUCUGCUUCCUCAUCAUUACUUACCUCAAACUGCGCUUUAUCAGAAAGUUCACCUGAAGCAGCGACGCAGAAGCGUUUGGAUCUGUGUCUCACCUGUACUAAUGCUGAGCAACACGUUAUGGAUAUUAAACGGUUUUGAUUUCUCAUUAUGAUUGAAUGUGAUUCUACACUCCAUGCGUAACAUGGACGACCUGUUGGAACAAUGGCAUUAUUUGUAGAUUAGUUACAAAAGACUAACGUAUUGAUUGUGUAUUCAGUCCAAACUAACGCUGGAGAACGUCACUGUUGUAAGAUCGGAGCCAAAUGUAAUCUGAGCCAGUGUUUAUUUAUAAAGUUAUGUACAAAUGUUGAAUUUCUGACAUUUCUAAGCAGGUAAAGCUUUUCCAUCCACCAGUUAUUAAAAUAUCAAGUUAAAGUUGAA